AUGCUUUUGAAGCAACUCGUCCUUCUGGCUGUCAUUGCCGCUGCUACCGCUGUACCGGUACCGCAAGAUGGACAUGCUCUCACGACAGAUGCAGCUCCUCCGCCUCCACCGGUAACCACGCAUCUACCUCCUUACGGAAAGCGUGAUACCCAGGAUCCUCCCCCGCCUCCGCCGGCGACCACACCUCCACCACCUCACGGAAAACGCGAUAAGCAAGCUCCACCUCCGCCCCCGGUGACUUCGAAGGUUCCGCCUGCUCCUCACGGGAAGCGUGAUGCCCAGGAUCCUCGCCCGCCUCCGGUGACUACCACGCCUGCCCCACCUCCUCCGGCUACAACAUCUCCGUCGCCUCACGGAAAGCGUGAUGAGCAAGCUCCACCACCACCAGUGACUUCGAAGCCUCCACAGCCGCCUCACGGGAAGCGUGAUGUCCAGGAUCCUCCCCCACCGCCGCCAGUGACCACGCCUCCACCUCACGGAAAGCGUGACGCGCAAGACCCGCCUCCGCCUCCUCCGGCUACAACACCUCCCCCACCGCACGGGAAGCGUGAUACUCAGGAUCCUCACCCGCCUCCUCCGGCUACAACACUCCCGCCGCCUCACGGAAAGCGCGAUAAGCAAGCUCCUCCUCCCCCGGUGACUUCGAAGGUUCCGCCGCCUCCUCACGGAAAGCGUGAUGAGCAAGCUCCACCACCACCAGUGACUUCGAAGCCUCCAAAGUCGCCUCACGGGAAGCGUGAUGCGCAGGAUCCUCCCCCACCACCGCCAGUGACCACGCCUCCUCCACCACACGGAAAGCGUGAUGCGCAGGACCCGCCCCCGCCCCCGCCUCCUCUAACGACCACGCCUCAUCCGCCGCACGGGAAGCGUGAUGCUCAGGAUCCACCCCCGCCUUCAACGACUACACCUCCACCUCCGCCACCGAGCCGAGCCCCUCACAAGGACAAUGCCUAA
Molecule: messenger RNA, 954 nt
Organism: Fomitiporia mediterranea MF3/22
Lineage: Eukaryota; Fungi; Basidiomycota; Agaricomycetes; Hymenochaetales; Hymenochaetaceae
Exons: 2
Coding region: 1-954 (317 amino acids)
Source: RefSeq, a predicted model, not a curated record